AUGUCCAAGCGAAAGUCAAAUGAUGACCAUAGUGUCGCGUUAAGUACAGUCGGCUCGGAAACGGAUUCAAGUACCGUACCAUCAGACGCCCCAACGUCUGCGUUGCUGUCGGUUUACGCUACAGAACUAGUCAAUCAGAGCUUCAACAUUUGCCAAGACAUUCGGAGGGCCAAGAAAGCGAAUUCCGGUGCUCAAAUGGAUGACACCGUAUCGCAGCAGGACCCACAAGCUCUUACGGCAACGCCAGCAGAUCCCGAAAAGAAGCAGACGAAAUCGAAAAAACAUCGAAAGAAUGCUCUCGAAAACUUCAAAAACUUCUUUCUCGACGCUCAGUUCAAUCCCUUCGAUGAAACCAUGAGGGCACCAUUUGUCGCGAUACCAAAAGGAGUGGCGCGUAUGAAAAAA
Molecule: messenger RNA, 405 nt
Organism: Ostertagia ostertagi
Lineage: Eukaryota; Metazoa; Nematoda; Chromadorea; Rhabditida; Trichostrongylidae
Source: the annotation of a GenBank genome assembly